AUCUAGUGGUGGGACCGUGCAACAGCAAGUCCCAGUUGCGCUACAGACCGGAAGAGUAUGGAUUUUCUUCCCCCACCUUCAGUUUGCAUUAAGAAAAACAAAGUGUAUGGAGCAGGAGAAGUUCAAGUAUAAAGAUAUAGUAUAUAUAUAUAUAUUUCUGCUUGUUUGCGAACCCAAAGUUUCAACCCGUUUGUCGUAGUUUGUUGUUGAUGUGCACAUCUGGAUUUCUUCGUACAUGUAGGCCACAUGAGUGAUAGUGAAUGAUUAUCAACACCUGACAGUGAACAGAAAGGGCACAUGCACAUGUCAAAUGUACGGAAGAGGAUGAGGGCCACGCGUGAUUAAAAAAAAAUCUUGAGUUCUGACUUUAAACUCAGAAUUAUGAACUCACUCACCUUUUGGUCUUCCAUUAAUGAAAUUGCUUCUUCCGGGACCCUUUCAAGCUCGCAAAAAUAUCUGCUUAGGGACGACAUCAUCGACCUGUGUUUUCCCCCUCCUGCACGGCAAAGUGACUCUCCCACCGAGGUUGGUGCUGGACUCCUGGGCCUCAGGUCCCCGGAGUUCUGAGUUUAAAGUCAGAAUUCUGAGAAUAAAGUCAGAACUCCAAAAAAAGAAAAUUCAUGUGUGGCCCUCAUCCUCUUUCGUAAAAAAUGCAAUCACUUUAAAAUGUCAAAACAAAUUCUGUUAUGACUGAGACUGACUUGAGUAUUUUACCCACAGAAAUAAACAGACCAUCUUCCUUAAUUUUUUCAAACCUAUGCAUGUGCUUUUAUCAUCUGUUUUAUUCUUGCAGAGCAACAGUACAGAACCAUGCAACAUACAGUACUACACGAGACAGUGUACGAAAAAACAUGUCUCUGCCGUAUGAAGACCAUGUAAGCGGCAAAACAUCAACUUUUCCUGACCCUGUUUCAAGCUCUUUGACAUUCCAUUUUUAGAUAAUCCAGUGGUUUCUAAAAUGUUUAUAUAUCUUUAAAAAAAAGAAUCAUUCGACUUUCACAUUGUCGUUCACUUUGUCGGGAACGCUCAGAAUCACAAUUUCUCAGUUUUCCCGGGAGAGUGCAGGACUUUGGGCGAACUAUGAGCGUUGGUGAAAUGGGACAGUGGCACAGCGUCGUCGUGGACGACGGUGAUGCACUCUGGUACAACAUACAGGGCCUUUUUUUACAACUCUGCAUGUUUGCACACGUCUUGAAAGAUGCUCCCAUGUCUCAAAUUGGCAUGAAACUCCUCCUCUGCGGAUCCCAGUGUCAGCUGGUGUGUGUUUAUUUUCCAUUUAUCAGAGGGGAGACUUGACAAGGAAGCAUGCAAACAAAAAAAAACAUACACUGUAGAUGAAGCCAUGAAAUGUUUGUGGGCAGCUGAGUUCAAUACUUGAGGAAACUAUAUCUGCCACGGGCCUGAUAAUGUUUCCGACCACGAUGUCUUGGAUGCACAUAAAAUCAAAGCUGUGAAGAAGAGUAAAUAUAGCCCUCUGUGGCACCGGGGCUGGUCAGGACGUGUGUUAGCUGUAUCCAGAGCAUGUAGGCCAGUCGACCCCCGGCACUGACACAGUUUCAGGUCCCACGUGGGGGUAUGAGAGAGUCUUAGAUAGAGUUUCCCCCCCCGUGCCCAUGGUGUUAUUAAUAAGCACAAAGUGUGCCCAUGUUUUCCUGGAGACAGUCACUCGGCUGAACUGUCCUCAAACUGUGUCCAUCGCUGUCUGCGCCUUCUCUCCGGACUGUCGCCUCCGAGCAAAUUGACUUUUUUUUUUGCAGCUCGAGGACAGUGAAGGAUCAGUGGGAGAAAAGGACAUGGCAUCUGCUGAUGACUCACCCGUGGAACUUUGUGGAUUUGUUGGCGAGAUCCCAGAAGCCAGCCCCACUGACUCUGAGACAGUCACUCGCCUAGACAAGUGGACACAACACCAUGUGCUGCAACUGGACCAGGCGGUCGUGGACAACGUGGGGCAGCUCUUCGAACACUGCAUCCAGCAGGUGUCCCGUCUGGAGAAGCAGAGGGACGGGCUGAUCCAGGAGCUCCUCCGUCUGCAGGAGCCACUGCUGCAAGUCGUGGGGCACCUGAGGGGGAAGGUGGAGGAGACGCAGAGGCUGCUCACGCUGGCUCAGCUGGAUUACGCGGCUGUGUUCGAGGAAGUGCGGCAGGUGAAGAGGAAACUGUUCGCCACGGCCAGAGACUGCAUCCAGAGUCAGGUGGCGCUGGCCACGCGCGAGUACGAGGUUGCGCAGUCUGCUGUCACACAGGAGGAGCUCGGGGCCUACGUCCAAAAUCUGCUUUGGGAGUUUUCCCAGCUCCAGGAAGCCCAAAGAGACGAGCUCAACUCCCUGAGGGCCCAGGCCUCUAAGCCCCACAGGCCCAGGGCCAUGAGCGACAUCAGCCAGUGCCGCCAGGCGGCUGUCAGACUGCAGCGGCGGCUCAGCAGCAGCGUGAAAGCACUCGAGGGCUGGUACGAGCCUCGGCUCAUGGCCCUGCUGAAGAGGAGGCAGGUUGGGGAGGAGGCCUUGAGGAAGAGCAGGGAGCAGGCGGCGGACCUGAGGGCCAGCCUGGGGCCCCUGAGAGAGGACAUACAGACACUGGAGGUGCGGAGAUCCUGUCUGGAUCAGAGGAUCUCUCUGAUGGAGAGGGAGAGGGUAGAGAGCAUCACACAACACAAGGCGACUGUGGAGACCUUGAAAGAGACCCUGAGAGAACUAGAAGUGGAGUUUGAAGUUCAAACACAAUCUAAGAAACAUCUGGAGGAUCUUAAAGAUGGCCUUUUAACGGAGCUGACAUUUCUGAGAGGCUGUGAUGAUGCCAGCAAAACCACUGCAGAGGAAGAGCCGUAAUUUUUUAAUAUUUUGAAUAUUCUUAACAAGGAUAUGUACACCUGACCAAACCAUGGCA
Molecule: messenger RNA, 2883 nt
Organism: Scophthalmus maximus (turbot)
Lineage: Eukaryota; Metazoa; Chordata; Actinopteri; Pleuronectiformes; Scophthalmidae
Product: syncoilin-like
Exons: 5
Coding region: 1794-2825 (343 amino acids)
Cellular component (GO): intermediate filament
Source: RefSeq, a predicted model, not a curated record